UUAGAAGGCAUGGAGCAAAGGUGUAACUGUGGUUGAUAAUAUCAAGUUGGAAGCAAUUUGCAAUAUCGAUGAAUGAGCCAUGGCCUUUGGGCAAUGAACAAAUUAACACUUAACAGACAUCACAUAAAUGGCUUCUUCAACCAUAGCCUGCAACUUCAGCUGUAACUACCAUCCUUCAAUACCCCUUCAAACCUCAGCCACUCCUUUUUCCUUAUCUUUUUCACACCCUCUACUUUGCUCUUACAAUGGCCUUUCCCUUCACUCUUCAACCUCCACCUUCAGAGUUUUUGCCAAGUUUGAGAAAUUCCAAACCGAAUCCCCUGAGCCUGACCCACCAUCCCCAUUGGAAGAGAAUACUGUAACUUCUGUUAAGGAUGAUGAGGAAGAUGACAGUUGCUUGCCUUCAGACUUGGAGGGUGCAGUGAGGCAAUCUGGCGAGGCCGCAGGCUUAUUUGUAUCUACAGGAGGGAUGAGAGCCACAGUUGAACUUUUAAUCCCGCAACUGCAAUUUUUAGAUGACGAAGGUGCGCAGGUUGAACUCUGGGACUUGUCAAGGAUUUUUUUGGAUACACUCAUUGAGAAAACAAAAUUCCAGAGGGUUAAAGCCAUAUUUCCAGAUGCUGGUGCAGCAGCCCUUCUGAAGUUUCGGUGGAAAGAUGCUAUAUUUAGAUUUGCAAGCUUGAGUGACCGGAAGCCUGUGGAAGGUGAUGAUGAGAUUGUGGUUAUGAUUGUUCCAGAUUAUCAGAUGUUAGAAUAUGUGGAGAGAAUUGCAUCCAAUCUCUCAAAUGAUCCACCUAGACCCCUCAUCAUGUGGAAUCCACGCCUGAUUAGUGAGGAUGUUGGAGUUGGCUUUAAUGUCCGGAAAUUAAGGCGCUUCUUUCUAAGCACUUUUACAACUGUCUAUUUCAUGAGACCAAUGCCAUUUGGAGCAAUCUUCAGGUGUUAUCCAGGACAGUGGAAAGUGUUCAGUGAUGACAAGGAUAGGCCAAAUAGAUAUUUGCUUGCCAAGGAAUUCGAGAGCCGUCCUGAUGCUGAAGACAUUGAGAUUCUAUUUAGCGAAGAAGAACAGAAGUCAGAGCAAGGGCAAGGUUUGCUAGACAAAGCUGCGGGCAUAUUCUCUUCAAUUAGCCGGAUGAUGAAGUCUAUAUGAUAAUUGAUGAUCUUGCAUACUAGUUCUCUUCAUAGCGCAUAUCACGCCCAUUCAUUGCAAUUACAUGUUUGAUUCUUCAAAGUUAAUUUUAGAAACCUUGCAACUUUCAUUACCAUAUACUAUGAUGCAAGUUUACAUGUUGUGAUGUAUUCUAAUUUGUGCCAGACCACCACUUUUGUUGGGCAAGUGUUCAUCCCUACUCUGUAUAGAAGAAAUGAAUUUGUUUU
Molecule: messenger RNA, 1377 nt
Organism: Vigna angularis (adzuki bean)
Lineage: Eukaryota; Viridiplantae; Streptophyta; Magnoliopsida; Fabales; Fabaceae
Exons: 9
Coding region: 128-1150 (340 amino acids)
Source: RefSeq, a predicted model, not a curated record